This is a messenger RNA of Funneliformis caledonium, 300 nucleotides long. NCBI's taxonomy places the organism in Eukaryota, Fungi, Glomeromycota, Glomeromycetes, Glomerales, Glomeraceae. The record is from the annotation of a GenBank genome assembly.
AUGGCGUCUCCAAGCAAAGUCAGAAAAUCAACUGCCGCCGCCAAAGCUUGGAACAGACACGAACAGUUGCUAGCCAUCAAGCAACUCAUAACUUCACCGCCAAAGCUUGGAACAGACAUGAAGUAUGGCGUCUCCAAGGUAAAAUAUACCAAGGGAAGUUCUCGCCGCCAAAGCUUGGAACAGACGCGAAAAACUUCGGCAAAGUUGCACCCUCACGAAUGGUCGUUUUUGUCGAUCGAAAAUCAUUAUGAACGGCAAAUUUUUAAAGCACAAGUGUCUGAUCUAGGGAUGGGAAAUUAG